Molecule: messenger RNA, 623 nt
Organism: Ambispora leptoticha
Lineage: Eukaryota; Fungi; Glomeromycota; Glomeromycetes; Archaeosporales; Ambisporaceae
Source: the annotation of a GenBank genome assembly
CAAAAGUAAGCAAAAAACUCCAGAAGAGAUUGAAGAAUUAAAAAACGAAUUAAAGAAAAAAGAAAAGGAAUUACAAAAACUGGGAGAGAAAAAAGUCAAUGAAGGCAAGAAAGCCAUUCGGUUCCUACUUCACUAUAAUCAAAAUUUGGUCAAGUAUAUUGUCAAAGGAUAUUCCUCUUUUGGUGGAAAAGUUGACCCAGAGGAAUUGACUGCCGAAGGAAUUUCCUCUCUCCCCAAGGCCAUUGAAAAGUUUGACUUAAACAGCAAAAAUCGGGGUGGAGUUAAAGAAAAAAAAAGUGUAAUUUAUUAUGAUAGUGAUUAUCAAAACGACGACAAAGAAAGUAAAACCUAUUCACUAUUAGAAACCUUGCAUGAUGACGAAAAUGCCGAGUUAACUGCUGAACAGGUAAAACCCUCCAAUUUGUUGGAUAUUUAUUAUCUAGCAACCGAAGAAGAAAAAAAGGAAUUAAAGAAAAAAAUGAAAUUAAACAACAAAUCUAGUCUAGAAUUGUUGCAAAAAUACUCCUUAGAAGAAAAAAAAAUUCACAGUCUACCCUUAGUGAAAAAUUAUUUGUCAUUAUUCACCAAAAAUUACAACUUUGCAGAAAUCAGCAAAAUCCUGG